Messenger RNA from Salvelinus sp. IW2-2015, 4843 nucleotides. Its product is annotated as F-actin-uncapping protein LRRC16A. Gene Ontology annotation, cellular component: plasma membrane; lamellipodium. Lineage: Eukaryota; Metazoa; Chordata; Actinopteri; Salmoniformes; Salmonidae. The record is from RefSeq and is a predicted model, not a curated record. Gene Ontology annotation, biological process: regulation of Arp2/3 complex-mediated actin nucleation; cell migration.
CUUGACUGAGGGACCUUACAAUCAACUGUAUGUGUGGGGUACAGAGAUUAUGUAGUCAUUCAACAUUUUUGUAAAACACUAUUAUUGCACACCGUGACUCCAUGCAUCUUAUGUGACUAGUUGAGCAAAUGUUUACUCCUGAACUUAUUUAGGCUUGCCAUAACAAAAGGGUUGAGUACUUACUGACUCAAUACUUUUCAGCUUUUCAUUUUUAAUUAAUUUGUAACAAUUUCUAAAAACAUCAUUCCACUUUAAAAUGAUGGGGUAUUAUUGUGUAUGUAGGCCAUUGACAAAUCUAAAUGUAAUCAAUUUUCAAUUCAGGCAGUGUAACAACAAAAUGUGGAAAAAAUCAAGGGGUGUGAAUACUUUCUGAAGCUACUGUACUUCAAUUGCUAGUCAUUAAAACCCAUGCACUUAAAAAAAAUAAAAGUUACACUAUUUGCAGAGCCUUACAAGUAUUCAUGCUAAUUCCUCUUUCGGGUUAUUUUAGUCUUCUACUCAUAUCCUCUGGAAACCCUGAGGAGAUUGAACAGACCUUCAAUUACCUAGAUAUAGAGGGGAUCACUAGUAACAAGCCCACUCAGUUGUUGUUGGAGUAUGACCGAGGCCAGCUGUCCCUGAAGCUUGGCUCUGUGGAGGAUGUGGAUGAGGUGGUGGCCCACAUUGGGAGCUGUCUACACAGAAUCUGUCCAGGCCUCUCCCCAGCGAAGGCAAUGAAGAAGUUGACCCUGAAGCCUCCUGAGAGGACGGCCGUCCUACAGUCUCUCUGGGAGGACCAGGCCACCACAGACCUAGGGCCAUGUGGUGGUUUCUCCCACAUGUACUGGUGUCUCUGUGACCAGCUGGGUCUGCCAUUCAGAGAGGAGGUGCAGUGGGAUGUGGACACAAUCUAUCAGACCCAGGACACCAGAGAACUGAACCUGCAGGAUUUUGUACAUCUUGAUAACCGAGAUUUGGUGGCCAUCAUUGUGGUCCUAGAGUAUAACCAAUGGUUCACCAAGCUCUCCACAAAGGACUACAAACUGUCCACAGAUGUGUGUGAACAAAUUCUGCGAGUUGUGGCCCGCUCCAGUCGCUUAGAGGAGCUGGUUUUAGAGAAUGCAGGUCUCAGAAGUGAUUUCGCGCAGAAGCUAGCCAACGCUCUGACCUGCAACCCUGCCUCUGCACUUCACACCCUCAACRUCACAAACAACUCCCUGGAGGACAAGGGCGUAUCUGCUCUCAGUGCACAGCUAGCCAAACUCCCAAUGGGUCUCAAGCAUUUGAACCUUUCAAAGACCUCCAUAUCGCAAAAGGGGGUUAACAGUCUUGCCCAGGGGCUGAGUGCCAACCCUGCUGUCCCCACUACCCUCACACACCUGGACCUCUGUGGGAACUCACUCCGAGGAGACGACCUCUCAAAUCUGUACAAUUUCCUGGGUCAACAUAACAGUCUAGUAACUCUGGAUCUGUCCAGCAGUGACUGCUGUCUGGACCAAGUCUGCACUUCACUUCUACGAGGUUCUCUCAGGCACCUCUCAGUGCUCAACAUGUCGAAGAGUGUUUUCUCUCACAGGAGAAGUAAAGAUGUCCCGCAUUCCUUCAAGCAGUUCUUUGGCACUGCACUGGCGCUGAGCAGUGUCAACCUGUCUGGAACCAAGCUCCCCCUGGAGGCACUCAAAGCACUUUUACUAGGGCUUGGCUGCAAUCCUAAUCUCAGUGAAGUAUCACUGGAUCUCAGCAGCUCUGAGCUAAGAUCUGGAGGCUCUCAGAUUCUGGAGGGCUGCAUAGCUGAGAUUCCCAACAUCUCCAGCCUGGACAUCUCAGACAACGGUUUGGAUUCAGACCUGACCACUCUCUUGGUGUGGCUGGCCAAAAAUCGCUCCAUCCGCCACCUCUCACUGGGCAAGAACUUCAAUAACAUUAAGUCCAAAAAUUUGUCUCAAGUCCUGGACAACCUGGUGCACAUGAUACAGGAGGAGGAAUCGCCCCUGACGUCCCUCUCCCUGGCUGACUCCAAGCUGAAGGGAGAUCUGUCCAUCGUGCUGAACGCUCUGGGCAGCAACACCAGCCUGAGCCGGGUGGACAUCAGUGGCAACGGCAUGGGAGACAUGGGGGCCAAGAUGCUGGCCAAGGCCCUACAGAUCAACACCAAGCUCCGGACAGUUAUGUGGGACAAAAACAAUGUCAGCCUACAAGGCCUCCAGGAUGUGGCAGCUGCGUUAGAAAAGAACCACACCAUUCGCUUCAUGCCUAUCCCCAUCAUCGAUGCUGCCCAGGCCCUCAAGGCCAGCCCUGAGAAAACAGAGGACGCCCUACUAAAGAUGGAGCAGUAUCUCCUAAGGAACCACGAGACUCGAAAAUACCUCCAAGAGCAAGCUUACCGGCUCCAGCAAGGCAUUGUCACGACAACGACACAACAGAUGAUGGACAUGAUCUGUGUAAAGGUGCAGGACCACCUGAACUCUCUGAGYUAUACAGAGACCGACGUUGUCCAGGAGGACAUGAAGGUGGCCAAGAACCUCAUGAAGGACGCCAGGAACUCCAAAAGACUGCUGCCCAACCUGUACCACGUGAGGGGAUCUCCUGGUAGCAUGGGCGGCCCCCCUGACAUGGGUGGCCCCAUUCAGGACAAGCUAGAGUCCAUGGCAGGAGAGAUGGCCAGGGUCAUGGAUGGGCAGCUACAGACAUUGUUGCAGUCUAUGGUUGACACCGCUGAGGGCCUCUGUCCCCAUGUGAUGAAGAGGAGCAACCUGCACCAGGAGCUGAUGAAGGCCGGUGCAGGCAGAAUGACCGUCCCACAUAGCUUCAUCACCACCACACUACUGGAACAGUCAGGAGUCGACAUCAUCAACAAGAUCAGUGAAGUGAAGCUCAGUAUGGCGUCCUUCCUCUCAGACCGUAUCGUAGAUGAGAUCUUGGAAUCCCUGUCCCGUUCCCAAAACACUCUGGCAGAACACCUGACCAGAAAACCUCAACCUCUUAUCCACCAGGAGCCCAACAAGAUGGAGGUGCUGGAGGAGACGGUCCUCCAGCCUGAGGCCCAGACCCAGGAGCAGAGUCCUCACCAUGCUGAGAGGCUGGAGGUGAUGGAUACCUAUGUGUCCAAGAGGAAGAGCAUUCUCUGCAGGAUGCUGCGGCCUGUAUCUGUGGCCUUUGGUGAGUUUAUGUUCUACAUCCCAGAAAUGGAGUUUGACUUGGACAAGGCCCUGGAAGAAGUGCCUAUAUAUGAGGAGGAUCUGCCCCCUCCUCCCCCAUUGGACAAGAAGCCGACGUACUUUGGCGAGCUGCCCACUAUGGAGGCCCGGAAGCUAGAGCACCACACCAAGCUCCGCCCCAAACCGAAAAAGAGGACCAAACCUAGCCGAGCACCACGGGAACCAAUCUGCACCUCUCCACCACCAGAAGUGGAGCAGAAUAACCUCCUGGGAAAAGUGGAUGAGGGUGUUGAUGAAUUCUUCUACAAGAAAAUCACCAAACUUAGUUUUAAACGAGCCUCCCUGAGGGGCUCCUCCAACAUCCAGGAGGGGUCGGAGAAGAAACGGGAAUCCCGGAAAAGCGGCUUCCUUAACCUCAUCAAGUCUCGCACCUCGAAGUCCGAGAAGAGCCAUGGAACAGCUGCCACCAUCACCCCGUCUUCUGCGACUGUCAGCACUGUGACAGAGGGGCCCUUGUCCCCCAAGGCUCCGUUGUGGGACCACUCUGAAAUCUCCCCUGACCACUCACAAAAGCUGCCAACCCCUGAACCCACUGAGGAACAGCACUCCGAGAGUGAAAGUAAGGGUAGUCCUCAUGGUGGCCGGCACUUUGGGGUCCCCAUAAUGGGAAUGGACCUCCUGGCGGAGAUGAGAAAAAUGCAUGAGAAAAUAGUCGCUCAUAAGUCUGACUCUUCAGACAAGGCAGAUGAUAAACAAGGAAAGCCAAAGGGUCCAGCAUCGUUGAUAGACUUGUCGUCGAAAGCGCCCAGGUCUAAACCCACCAGUGUUACACCCAGACCCCCAGCACCCCAGAGCAUCAAGCCCCACAUGGGACCACACACUUUGGGACCCCUGAGCCCUCGCGCCAGCAGCAGCCACAGCCCAGAUGACACCCCUGACUCCUGUCUAGGAAAUGUAUCCCCAAAAGGACCACUGCCCGCCCCUCGCCUGAAGAGAGCGCCCUCAGACUAUGAGAGGGAGGAGGAGAGUAGCCACAUUAAUGUUGAACUCACAGGAGACUCRAGCCCAUUUGACUUGGACCAAGAGAUGGACAGGUCUGCUAUUGGUGGGAGACAGUGGUCCUCCCUGAAGCGCUCCACUUCUGUGGUACAGGAAGUAGAAGGUCGAGAACGCACCAAGUCCCUCCCUGCAUCUGUGAGACCUUCAUCUAUGGUGGACCUUGUCCACUGCCAAAGCCCUGGGGUGUUUGAAAAAGACAACACCGAAGAGGACUUCCCUCCUACCCCUGARACGGACCAAAAACAGGAUCUCAGGCCUGACAACGUGGAGGAGGACACCAUGACGACAUCCCAGUGUAGAAAGAAAAGCUACAUCUAGAUUCUCUCUACUUUCUCCAAAGUGUUCCAUGUAGUGUCCAAGUGUGGAGAAUUGUAAUGCAGCCAAAGAGCAAAGAACAAAAAAAAGCUUAUGGACAAAACCAUGCCAAUACCUUACUCUGAAUUAUCUUACUCUAAACAAAGACCGUUGKUUGGCUUAUUCAAUCAACCAAUAAGCACUGCUGUGUUCCUAUGUCUAAUUUGCAUGUUAUGUAUUUAUGUAUUAACACACUGAAAGAGACAUGGAUGUGUUGAAAAGUAUGUGGACACCUGCUCAAUGAAACAUCUCAUUCCAAAAUCAUGGGCAUUAAUAUGGAGUUGGUCAUCCCU